CAUAAGAAAAUGGUGAAAGAAUAAUAAUAAUAAUAAGAAGAAGAAGAAGAAGAAGAAGGACAAUCUCCAUAGCAAAAAAGGGGCGAGAAACUUGAAGUAUUUCUUUGAUUGCAAAUUCUCAAUUCUAUCAAAUUUCUGGCGGUUUGAUUCAGAUUCAUCCAUGGCGACCGAACCCAAGGCAGCCACCGAGGACGUCAAGAUCGAUCUCUUCGAAGACGAUGAUGAGUUUGAGGAGUUUGAAAUCAACGAAGAAUGGGAUGACAAGGAGGAAGGGCAAGAUGUGACUCAGCAGUGGGAAGAUGAUUGGGAUGAUGAUGAUGUUAGCGAUGAUUUCUCUCUUCAGCUCAGAAGGGAAUUGGAGAGCAACAUUGAUAAGAAUUAAACCAUCUGCUAGUAAAUACUGCUGGUUUUUUUUUUUAUCUUGCCUGCAAAUCAAAUGGAAAACUAUCCCUUGUUAGGAAGGAAAUGUGAGACAAUUAGAGCAGAACGUAUGGACAUAAUUCUUCUGCUCUUCCUUAAAGAAUAUCUGCCUAGUAGUUAUUGAUCACGUGUACUUUUAACUGAGUUUUAUUUACUUGGUAUCUAGCUUUAGCAUUUGGUUCGUGUUGUGAAA
Lotus japonicus is the source of this 613-nucleotide messenger RNA. RefSeq names its product protein DSS1 HOMOLOG ON CHROMOSOME V-like. Gene Ontology annotation, cellular component: proteasome complex; proteasome regulatory particle, lid subcomplex. The record is from RefSeq and is a predicted model, not a curated record. The transcript is spliced from 3 exons. NCBI's taxonomy places the organism in Eukaryota, Viridiplantae, Streptophyta, Magnoliopsida, Fabales, Fabaceae. Gene Ontology annotation, biological process: proteasome assembly; mRNA export from nucleus; double-strand break repair via homologous recombination. The coding region runs from base 161 to 382 and encodes 73 amino acids.